Messenger RNA from Pseudopodoces humilis (Tibetan ground-tit), 2144 nucleotides. RefSeq lists its product as uncharacterized. The record is from RefSeq and is a predicted model, not a curated record. Gene Ontology annotation, molecular function: G protein-coupled receptor activity. Gene Ontology annotation, biological process: positive regulation of Rho protein signal transduction; phospholipase C-activating G protein-coupled receptor signaling pathway. Lineage: Eukaryota; Metazoa; Chordata; Aves; Passeriformes; Paridae. Gene Ontology annotation, cellular component: plasma membrane.
AUUUCAGCUCUGCUGAGACAUCACACAGAGUGCAGGGAUGCAGAAAACUAUCCCUGGCUGCUUCUUCCAGCAAAUGUAUUCUUCCCUAACUGGCAUUUCAAUGGAGAGAGACCACAUGAGAGAUCUCAGAAGAUACCUGGCACUGAAGUAUAUCCAAUACCUCGUCCUGUCUUCCUCCAACACCGUCAGCACCCUGCUGGGGCUGCUGGGCAGCGUGUACACCAUGAUCCUCCUGCAGUCUGCCAACGUCUCCUCCAAGUCCACUGCAGUCUUCAUUUCCAGCCUGGCCCAGGCAGACAUCCUGGUUUUCCUUAGCUUUGUGUCUGAGGUGGUUUUGGGGAGUUUUGGUGGCGCUGUCUCUCCCGCAGCCUCGGCCGUGGGGCAGAUCCUCCUCACAGCCAAUGCCCACGUGAGCUGUGUCCUGCUCAGCUGUGUGGCCUUCGAGGCCUAUGUGAUCACCUUCCUGCCCUCGGAGUCACGGCCCCUGCGGACAGUCAGGAAUGCCAGGAGGAUAUCCAGGGUGAUCUGGAUGCUGGUGGCCACGGAGUGUGCCCUGUUCCUCAUGGAUGACCACCUGAGCGCCAGCGGCCCUUUGGGGCUCCUGUUCCGGCUCUCCAGCGCGGCCGUGGCCCUGCUCAGGUCCCUCAGCUACAUCCUGGGGAUUCUGCUGAGGAUUAUCAACGUGUACAUCUACUACAAGAUAUUUUUCAGCAUGUCUCCCAGGUCUAGACUCAAAUCCAAGUAGGAUGUGCUCCUUCUGGGAAUGCUGGAACAGCACAAGAACCCUCAACGCAAUUCCAAAUAAUUUGGAAACUGUUUAAUAACCAGGACCAAGGCUCACCAGGGAGUUUAAACCUUCGUGAUUCCUGGUGCUGUUCAGCUGUUAUUGAGAAGAGUUUGGGGCUGAGGAGCCCCUUGGCAUUGAGACACCUGAGUUGGUGUGUGUUUAUUUAGACUUUAUUCACCGUAGAGGUGAAACAAAAGAUAUUUCAUGGUUGUAAAUCAACCCCACUACUUUUUUUUUAUAUAAAAAGGGUGCUUAAAGGCUUCCUCAGGGAUCUGUUGAGCCAAAAGUUGUGUAGUUGUUUACUGAAGACAGGAUCUAUGUCCUGUUCCUAACUCAGGUGACCUCCAGGCUCUGCAGGUGGGAUGGAGAGACAAGGUGAGCCCAAGGUGGGCUCAGGGCAUCAGCCCCACCUGGAGAGCUCCUGGGACAGAGCUGGGCUGAGAUGUCACACCGGAACACUCCCUGAGCUGUUCCUGGGAGGUUGUCACAGCAAAGCAGGGAACAGCUUCUCUCACAUCCUUCUUCAGAAAUAAAAGCAUGGAAAGCUGGAAUGCAGCUGUUUGCUUCAGCCCUAGGAGAGAGAGAGAUUGAAAAUCCCACUGUGUGGAGGGUUCCAUGUACUGCAUCCAGAGGCAUCUCCAGUGAUUCCAUGGCUGUGGGUUUACAGGCAGGGAGGGAUCUCUGGGAUUAGCAGGGCUGUCCCACCUCCCCUGGCAGUGGUGGGGAAGAUCACGGCCACUGAUGUCCUUCUGACCACACUGGGGCUUGGGUGGAUGUGUGAGAGCUGUUCCCCAGCUGGUGAUUCCUGGGAUUUCCUCAACACUCUGGGAUUUUAUCAGCAAAGCACAAAGUGCUUCAGAUACCUCUGACACUGCCCAAGGCACACAUGGCCAUGGGAACUUCCAAAUCCUCCUGACUUCACAUGGGAGCUCCAGGUACAGACUGUGGUGGGGGGAGACUGAAUUUCUGGCAGAUGUUCUGUCAUCCCCAGAUGAUUCUGCCAUUCCCAGGUCACUCUGCCAUCCCCAGAUGUUCUGCCAUCCCCAAAUCCUUCUGCCAUCCCCAAAUCCUUGUGCCAGCCCCAGAUUUUUCUGCCAUCCCCAGCUCAUGGCUGCAGCACCAGCAGCGAGUGCUGAGUGCUGACUUUGCCUCUCAGCAGACUCAAAAGGAAGCUCUGCCAAGGGCUGGGGAUCAGUAAGAGCAGAGCAGAAAUGUAAUCAAGUCAAUUAAACCCUUGGAUGAGCAUUCCCAAACAAAGCUGAUCCUAGCAGGAAGGAUGUCCUAAUAACUUGAUGCACUGUGAUAACCUGUUCUUGCUCCUGAAGCCUAAAGUGAGACACUCCCAGGAGAGAUGAAA